AUGCCAAUGCUCCAGGAUCCAUGGAGAAAAUAUAAACGGUUCCCGCCGCUGAAGCUGCCCGACCGCCAAUGGCCAAACAAGACCCUCGACAAGGCCCCUCGCUGGCUGGCCACCGACCUUCGCGAUGGCAACCAAAGCCUGGUCGACCCAAUGAACGGCGACGAGAAAUGGCGCUACUUCAAGAUGCUCGUCGACCUCGGCUACAAGGAAAUUGAGGUGUCGUUUCCGUCCGCCUCCGACACCGACUUCGCCUUCACCCGCCGCCUGAUCGAGACGCCCGGCGCCGUGCCCGACGACGUCUGGCUGCAGGUCCUCUCCCCCUGCCGCGAGGACCUCAUCCGGAGGACGGUCGAGUCGCUCAAGGGGGCCAAGAAGGGUCUCAUUCACAUCUACCUCGCCACGAGCGAGUGCUUCCGGCGCAUCGUCUUCAACUUUACAAAGGAGGAGACCCUCGAGACGGCCGUCCGGUGCACCAAGCUCGUCCGGUCCCUGACCAAGGACGAUCCCGCCCAGCAGGGUACCGAAUGGGCCUUUGAAUUCAGCCCCGAGACCUUUUCCGACUCCGAGCCCGAGUUCGUCAUCGACGUCUGCGAGGCCGUCAAGGCCGCCUGGGGGCCCUCGGUCGAGAACCCCAUCAUCUUCAACCUGCCCGCCACCGUCGAAAUGUCGACGCCCAACGUCUACGCCGACCAGAUCGAAUAUUUCUGCCGCAACGUGACGGAGCGCGACAAGAUCUGCGUCUCCCUGCACCCGCACAACGACAGAGGCUGUGCCGUCGCCGCCGCCGAGCUGGCCCAGAUGGCCGGCGCCGACCGGGUCGAGGGAUGCCUGUUUGGCAACGGCGAGCGCACCGGCAAUGUCGACCUGGUGACACUGGGCUUGAAUCUAUACACCCAAGGCAUUCACCCCAAGAUUGAUUUUUCCGACCUCAACAGCAUCAUUGAGACGGUCGAGACGUGCAACAAGAUCCCCGUACACGAGCGUGCCCCUUACGGUGGCUCCCUGGUCGUGUGCGCCUUUAGCGGCUCGCACCAGGACGCCAUCAAAAAGGGCUUCCAGCUCCGCGAGCGCGAGAACCUGCCCUACGACGCCCCGUGGCAAAUUCCCUAUCUGCCCCUGGAUCCGCAAGACAUUGGCCGCACGUACGAGGCCGUCAUUCGCGUCAAUUCGCAGAGUGGCAAGGGCGGGGCCGCCUGGAUCAUCCUGCGCCAGCUGCAGCUGGAUCUUCCCAGGGGCCUGCAGGUCGCCUUCUCCAAGGUCGUCCAGAGAAAGGCUGACGACCUGGGCCGGGAGCUGCGGUCGCAGGAAAUCACCGACUUGUUCGAAAAGACGUACUUCGUCAAGGAGAACCGGCAGUUCAGCAUUGUCGACUACAGCAUCUUGCCGGACCGCAGCUCCUCACCGGCCCCCCCGGCACCGGGCAAGACGCAAGAUACCAAAGACUUGAACCGAGUCUUUGAGGGCGUCAUGUCCUGUGACGGCAAGGAGUUCAAGCUACGUGGCCGCGGCAACGGACCCAUCUCGAGUCUGGCCAACGCGCUCAAGGGCGUUGGCAUCAACCUCGACGUCCACGACUACAAGGAGCAUGCCAUUGGCAGGGGUCGCGACGUCAAGGCCGCGACGUACAUUGAAUGCACGGCGGUCGGCAGCAAUACCAACGUGUGGGGCGUUGGCAUCCACCACGACGUGGUGCAGAGUUCACUGACGGCCCUCCUCAGCGCCGCUAGCAACUUUGUCGCCAGCCGUUCCGGCAGUCCUUUUAUCCCCAGGCCGGUUUCGCGGGGCGAGGUGAAGGAGCUGGACCUGAACGGCGGCGCCAACGGGCCGAGCAUCGUAAGCGCCUUGGAGGCAAAGGUGAGUGGAGCGUAA
Molecule: messenger RNA, 1869 nt
Organism: Hirsutella rhossiliensis
Lineage: Eukaryota; Fungi; Ascomycota; Sordariomycetes; Hypocreales; Ophiocordycipitaceae
Product: HMGL-like domain-containing protein
Exons: 4
Coding region: 1-1869 (622 amino acids)
Biological process (GO): L-leucine biosynthetic process
Cellular component (GO): mitochondrion
Molecular function (GO): 2-isopropylmalate synthase activity
Source: RefSeq, a predicted model, not a curated record